This is a messenger RNA of Amoebophrya sp. A120, 1374 nucleotides long. NCBI's taxonomy places the organism in Eukaryota, Dinophyceae, Syndiniales, Amoebophryaceae. The record is from the annotation of a GenBank genome assembly.
AGGCGACACGGUCCGGAAGUGAUGUUUCAUAGUUCGGCAGCGCGCUCUUAUCAAGUUUUUCUUUCUAGGUCAACAGUAGACGCUGAAGCGACUUUUUCCACAGGAAAGAAGCGAUUAUCUCUAGCGUAUUGUUCGCGAUUGAUUUUAUUCUAAUUUCUGUCGAAGUACGUAGACUCCAAAAGCGACCACCCGAGACCAAAUGGGAAAGCAACGACCGACACGACGGAAGCUCGCCCAGUUUUUUAACUGGAGAGUGCGAGUACAGUGCUUCGACCGGCAGUGGAUUGGCAUACUAAUGGGCGUCGAUCGGCACUUCAAUCUGGUUCUGCACAAAACGGAAGAAUCACGCCUGUAUUGCUGAUUUUCUACAUUUUUUUUGUUUUUUUUUUUGUUUUUUUUUUGUGCGCUUCUGGUUUAUUUCUUGAGCAAAAGUCAAUCUUCCGGACCUAUACUAGAUUGCCGUUUGAAUUUUGCAGUUUCUUCCUUCUCAUGCAGGUACAAGGUGAAGGGCGAGAAGAAGUUGAAAGAGGUGAAGAGAACGAUUGGGUUGAUCGUUCUCCGCGGAUGCGAAAUCAUAACAGUGACACCGGAAGAGCCAGGCACCGAGAGGCAUGUAUACGUCAGGGCUGUCGAAACGAAAAAGAAGAAGGAGAAGGAGAAACUCCAGCAGAAGAUCAGUGCAAAGGCCGGCGCACGUACAGAUUUUUUGCACGUUUUUUGCGUUCAGAGCGGAAAUAUAUAAUUUGGCUUUUGCCUCGCUCGUGUUGAAGAAAUGACUUAAAGUUUCAAUGAUAAAUGAAUAUCAAAACAGCGAUAACUGCCGCCGGGCCACGGAGUGCUCCGAAUCCGAUGUCUGGCAUGCCGAUGUUGCAGCGGCCCAACGCACAGUAUCCGGGUAUGCAACCGCAGCCGCACACGCAGUUGCCGCCCGCAGGAGGCUAUGGCGGGAACGCAUCAGGCGCACCAGUCGCGAUGAACAUGGUCCCCACCGGUAUCAUCCAUGUGCCUGCGGGCGGCCUACCCGGAAUGGACAUGGGGCACACCCCCUCGAUGCCAAACCUCAUGCCCGGGAUGAACCUUCCGGCGCACCAAGCGCUCCCCGCCUCGUCGCGGCCGGCCAACCUCCGCGAGCGGGAAAAGGGCGAUGGAAAACACAGACCGGCAUGGGCACAGCACGGCUUUGUGCCAGGACGAAGAUGAGGAGUACCUCUGACAACUUCAUACCGCUUCUACUGUCCUUCGCAUGUUGUUGGUACUUUGGGAGACGGAGCAAGGUUAGCGCGAGGAAGAUUCUGACUCACAUCUGACGACUUUUCAACGUAAAACAAAGUUGUGCGCUCGAACAAAAGUAUAGAAAAAGUGUCACUGACGUUG